Molecule: messenger RNA, 606 nt
Organism: Silurus meridionalis
Lineage: Eukaryota; Metazoa; Chordata; Actinopteri; Siluriformes; Siluridae
Gene: pclaf
Product: PCNA clamp associated factor
Exons: 4
Coding region: 110-454 (114 amino acids)
Biological process (GO): regulation of cell cycle; translesion synthesis
Cellular component (GO): nucleus
Molecular function (GO): chromatin binding
Source: RefSeq, a predicted model, not a curated record
CCCCGCCCCCAAGUCGAACUCGCGUCGGACUCGCUUUUAAAACGCUGGCGGGAAGUGCGCGCGUCUGUGUUUGGUGUGCACGCGGCGGGGGCGCGCAGAACGAGCCGAAAUGGUCAGGACGAAAGCAGAUAGUGUUCCUAGCAGCUACAGGAAAGCUGUUGCUGCUUCUGCACCCAGGAAGUCACUUGGUGCCUCCAGUUCAGGAAACUCCUCCAGCAGCAGCCCUCAGGCCUCCACCCCAGGGAAAAAUAAGUAUGCUGGUGGGAACCCGGUCUGUCCCCGUCCGACUCCGACGUGGCAGAAAGGCAUCGGGGAUUUCUUCGGAGGCCCUGGCAGAAAGCCGGAGAAGGAGAAUGUGCACCCCGUUAGUGAUGGAGAAGAGGCCGGGGGCAGCGGCAUGUCCAAAGCACCCAGGAAGUCCAGACCGCUUCCAGAUGAAGAUGAGGAAGAUUAGGUCUCCUUGUAUGAUUUAUUGAACUUGAUUGGUCAAUGACUUUUUUGGUCAUGAUUUUUAUUUUUUUUUUGUAUAUCUUUGUACAUAAAUAUUUUGAUGUUGCUUAAAUUGUUUUUUUGUACAGAAGUUUAAUAAACCUUUUUUAAAAGCCA